UCCUAGCACAUUCUUCCAAGGCCCCGUCUUGGUGGUGUGUUGAUCUUUUCUGGCCUGGGUUUGCCGACUGCAAUUGUAGGUGGAUCUACACUGGCUUUCCCGCUUGGCGGUCCUGAGCUGCGAACGGGGAGUGUGUCGCUUCACGGCGCACAGGAGGGCGAAUAGCCAACAUGGCGGAGUGGACGCAUCGCAAGCGUGCCGAGUCGGACGCAAGGGCGUUCGAGAAAGGCCGCAUAAACGUUUUGGCGAGUGAGCGAGAGCUGGUGCAGAAGAAGACGUUCACGAAAUGGGUGAACGCACACUUGCAGCGCAGCAGUGUUCAGAUCGAGGACCUGUUUGUGGAUUUGCGCGAUGGCAUCUACCUCAACAAACUGCUGGAGAACAUUUCUGGAGAGAAGCUGAGUAAGCCAUCCAACGGCAAGAUGCGAAUUCAUAAGUUGGAGAAUAUGGGCAAGGUGCUGGAUUUUCUCAAGGCAAAGAAGGUGCACUUGGAGAACGUUGGCGCCCAUGACAUUGUCGAUGGCAGUGCCCGUCUUACGCUCGGUCUCAUCUGGACGAUCAUCCUGAGAUUUCAGAUUCAAGACAUCAUGGUCGAAGAGUCGGCGGAGAAGAGGUCGGCAAAGGAGGCCCUGCUCCUCUGGGUCCAGCGCAUGACAAAAGGGUAUCCUGGAGUAAAUGUCACAAACUUCACUACAACGUUCAGGGACGGUCUGGCAUUCAAUGCUCUCAUCCAUAAGCACAGACCCGACUUGCUGGACUUCAAGGCUCUGAACCCGGAGGAUCACAAGGACAACUUGAACAAUGCAUUUGACAUUGCGUUCACCGACCUUGGCUUGCCCAAGCUUCUAGAUGCUGCCGAUGUUGACGUAAGGUUGCCGGACGAGAAAUCCAUCAUGACAUAUGUAGCAGUCAUGUAUCAGUACUUCUCCAAGAUGAAGGAGGGUGAUGUCGGCGGCAGGCGUAUCAACAAGCUGCUGGGUCAGAUGAUGGAGAUUGAGAAGCUGAAGACCGACUAUGAGCAGAUCGUGACGUCACUUCUCCAGUGGAUCGAGGAGAAGACCAGGCAACAUUCUAUUCCCAACCUGCCAAACUCUCUGGCAGCUAUCCAGGAAGAAAUGGCUGCGUUCACUCUGUACCGUACCGAGGAGAAACCUCCAAAAUUCUCUGAGAAGGGUAACCUGGAGGUGCUUCUCUAUCAGCUGCACAUGAAGCUUAUGAUGGGUCGCCAGAAGUCCUAUGUUCCGCCUGAUGGCAAGGCAAUCAAGGACGUCAACAAGGCAUGGGUGAAGUUGGAGGCUGCUGAGCACGGAAGGGAGGAGCGCCUACGCAAGGAGCUGAUCCGCCAGGAGAAACUAGAGCAGCUUGCAGCUCGCUUCAGCCGCAAGGCUGAGCUCCGUGAAGUUUGGUUGGAGGACAACGAGCGCCUGGUUAGCGUUGAUGACUUUGGAGAUGACUUGCCUGCUGUGGAGGCUGCUCUGAAGAAACACGAGGCUGUCUGCACUGACAUCAAGGCAUCGGAAGAGCGAAUUGAAGCAGUGUCACACCUAUCUGAGGAACUGGUCUCUAACCGCUUUCAUGAGAGUGAUGACAUCAAUGAGAGGGCUCAGCUCGUCAAUCAGAAUUACCGUGAGUUGCUGGAGUUGGCAUCAGGACAACGCAAGCGACUAGAUGUAGCUACCGGUCUCUACAAUGCGUUCCACGAGAUGGAUAACAUCUUCGAUUGGAUUGAUGAUGUCAAGCCGAGUGUGAUGCUGGAAGACGUCGCCAAGCACUACACUGGUGCUCAGGACAUGCUGCAGAAACACAAGCUGCUGGAGGCCGACAUUGCCGCACAGCAGGCACGCAUCAAGAGUGUCUGUGCCGAAGUGCAGAAGUAUGCAGCCAUGCAGUCCGAGGGCAAUAGAGAAGGUAUCUUCUCACCUGAUGAAGCUGUUGUGAAGGAGAGGCAGGAUGAGCUUGAAGAGGAGUAUGGUUUGCUAGUCAGCAAGGCAGCUGAGCGACGCUCAGUCCUGGAAAGGUCGCUGGAACUGCAGCUGUUCCUUCGCAACGCCGAGCAACAGGGCUCUUGGAUUCGCGACUUUGUCAGCGUGUUGCUCAGUGGAGAGCUGGGAAGAGACUUGACGCAUGCACUGAGCCUGCAGGAGAAACACAAGGCUGUUGAGGCCGAGGUGGCUGGACAACGUCAGCGCUUCAAUGCCGUUUGUCAGACAGGAGACGACCUCAUCGCUGCCAAGCAUCAUGCAAGCGAGGUCAUCAGCUCUCGCCUGCAACAGCUGAGGUCCGGCUUUGCCGAGCUUGAAGGUCACGUUGAACAGCGGAAGAAGCGCCUUGCCGAAUCCGUAGCACUGCAGCAGUACCUGGUUGAUCUGAAUGAAACGUCCAGCUUGAUGGAUGACCUUGAGCAGAGGGUAUCGCGUACGGACUACGGGACCGACGAGGCCAGUGCCCAGGCGCUGCUCAAGAACCUGCAGACUGCCCAAGAGGAUCUGCUGACGUACCGCACAAUCAUCAGCAGUCUUGAGGAUCAGUUCAGCAAGCUGGCACCUGAGGACAAGACUGAAGCUGUGGCCACACAACAGGCCAAUGUCAACAAGCGCUAUCAGAAUCUCCUCGAGCUGGCCAAGCAGAGGGAGAGGUUCUUGCGUGAUGCCAUUGCGCUGUUCCAGCUGCAACAAGAGGCCGGAGACCUUGAUGGCUGGAUCACUGAUAUGGAGGCAGUGGUCAAUGCUAUGACUGUCACUCAUGACCCUGGUCAAGUGGACGUCUACAACCAGCGAUUGACCAAGUUUGAGCAGGAGAUUGCUUCGAACGAGCCGCGCCUGAUGACCAUCAAUCACAUGGCCCAGCGCAUGUCUGACCAGGGCCACUCUCAGCCUGCCAAGAUCGGCGAGAUCAAGGAUGAGCUGAACGCAAGGUUUGUGAACCUGAAGGACUUGUCGCGGAAGAAGAGAGCUCAAGUGGACGCCGCACUGGCUGUGCAAGCCUUCUGUGGAGAUGUGGAUGAGACCAUGCGCUGGAUUGCUGAGAAGCAGCAUCAGCUGCGCCAGGUGGAGGGCGGUGGGGACAUGGCCACUGUACAGAGUGCACAGCGGAGACUGAUCGGCACGGAGAGAGACGUGGCCGCCAUCACCGACAAGAUCAAGCAGCUGAACUCGGAGGGUGACAACCUUUCCAGUGCUCAUCCAGAUGCUGAGGAGGUGAUCAGCGAGAAGCAGAAGGCCCUGCAAGACAUGUGGAAGGACCUGACAGAUGCUCUGGAACAACGCCGGUCCAAGAUUGGUGACUCGAGCAACGCACAAGAGUUCCUCCAGGAGUUGAUUGUCUUCCAAGAUUGGAUUGAUGCUGCCAGGCUUAGAGCUGCAUCACAGGAGGUGGCAAACAACGUCACUGAUGCCGAGGCUCUACAGAAGCAGCACAAAGAUCUGAAUGCCGAGAUUGAGUCGUAUCAACCUACGUUUGAGAAGCUAAAGCAGCACGGAAAGGUGAUCAUCACCGAUGCCAAUGAUCCAGCACAGAAGGAAGCUCACGAGCGGUUGUCCAAGCUGGAUGACGUGUGGGGUGACCUGCAAAAGGCCUGGGACGCCCGUCAGAAACUUCUUGAACAGAACCACAAGCACCAGACAUUCCGUCACAAUUUAGAGCGCGCAGAGGUUCUGCUGAAGGAGGAAGAGGCUUUCUUGGCGGACCAGGAGCUUGGAACAACUUUGAACGAGGCAGAGGCCAAAGUGAAGCGAUUUGACGAGGUGAACUCCCGCUUGCCGUCUCAUGACGAGCGUGUCGAUGCACUGGUUGCUGAUGCUGCGGCAAGGAAAGCCGAGGAUCACUAUGCUGCGGAUGAAAUGACCGGACUGGCAAAGAGCCUGGCUGAUAGACGUGAUACCAAUCGCCGUCGCUUCACACAGCGUCGGCAGGCACUGAACGACUCUCUGGCCUUGCACCAGUUCCACAGGGAAGUGGACGAGGUUGGCGACUGGAUUGCUGAGAAAGUGCAGAUUGCCCAGGACGAGAACUUCCGCCAGCCAGAGAAUCUUCCAAGCAAGGUGACACGCCACGAGGCCUUUGAAGCUGAACUGUCGGCCAACAAGGAUCGCCUGGACAAUGUACACAAGACUGGAAAUGCCGUCUCAGCCUCCCAGCCUGCGGCCAAGGAUGAUGUUGCAGCACGCUUGUCCGGUAUUGAUGACAAGUGGCAGGCAUUGUCUAACGAGACUGCCAACAAGGGCCGUCGGCUGAAGGAAGCCGUGCAAGGUCAGCUGUUCCGACGUGGCGUGGACGAUCUCAAUGAGUGGAUGGACACCACGGAAACUCGACUGGCAAAUGACGACGUGGGCGAUGAUAUUCCCUCUGUCAAACAACUCAUCAAGAAGCACAAGUUACUGGAGAGUGAUGUCAGCGCACACCAGCCUGGUAUUGAGGAUGUUCAGAAGGAUGCCGGUCAGAUGAAGGAUGGCGGUCACUUUGAUGCCGAGGUCAUUCAACAACUGGCCACAGAUCUGGAGACCCGCUACAACUCCCUCGCUGCGCCCAUCAAACAACGAGCCAAUCGGCUGGAGGAGUCGCGCAAGUUCCAAUCAUUCCUUCGGGACAUUGACGAAGAAGAUGUGUGGAUUCAAGAGCACUUGCCGAGAGCCGAGUCCACUGACUAUGGAUCAACAUUGCUUGAAGCACAGCUCUUCCUCAGACGCCAACAGGUGCUGCAAACUGAAAUCGAUGGCCACGUUCCAUUGAUCAACGUCGCCCAGAAGACUGGCAGCGAUCUCGUCACUGAUGGUAACUUUGCAUCGGAGAAGAUUGAGGACCGCUUGCAGCGCCUGAAGGAGCGCUGGAGCACACUGUUGUCGGCUGCCGACCUGCGCCAGCGUCAGCUGGACAGGUCUGAACAUUGCCAUCAGUACUUAUUGGAUGCAGCUGAAGCGCAGGCCUGGAUGAGCGAGCAAGAACUUUUCCUGAUGGUGGAUGACCGUGGCAGGGAUGAGGACAGUGCACAAGCCCUGCUGAAUCGCCACGAGAUCAUGGCUCAGGAUAUCAAGGAGUUCCGCAACACCGUGGAUAGCCUAGGUGCCACGGCAAAGGCCAUGUUGGACGCAGAGCAUUUCAACAGUGACACAAUCUCCAUGCGCCAGUCCCAAGUUGACAAACUGUACACCGGACUGGUGGAUUUGGCUGAGGAGCGUGGUGCCAAGAUCAAGGCUUCUCUUGAGAUGUUCCACUUUGGCAGUGAGUACGAGGACACGGUGAUGUGGCUGGGUGAGCAGCGUGCCAUAGCUAGCAGCAAGGAGCUAGGACAACACUAUGAUCACAAUGUGCGUCUGCGCGAGAAAUUCAGCCAGUUCUCGCAGAAGACUCGCUCGACUGGCCAGGAUCGUGUGUUGGCGUUCAGCAAGCUGUGUCGUGGCCUGGUGGACAACAAGCAUCCGCAAGCCAGCAAGAUCAGCAACUCAUUGGCUGGUGCUGAGCUACAGUGGGUGAAUGUGAAGGAACUCCUGGACACUAGGACAAAGGCUCUGGCUGAUGCUGGCGAGAUCUUGCACUAUUACGGAGAUGCAGAGGAGUUAUCAUCACGUAUCAAGGAGAAGUCCAUCAGUCUGUCUCGGGAUCUGGGCCGCGACCUGGCCUCCGUGCAAGCUCUGCGUCGUUAUCACCAGGCAGAUCUGGGCCAAGCUGAUGGCUUUGAAAAGCAGGUGACCCAACUAUCCGAGGAAGCCCUACGUCUGUCCGAGACCUAUCCAGACAAGUCCGAUGACAUCGCUGCCAAGGAGCAGCAGGUGGACAGCGCCUGGCAGGUGCUGCGGCGCAGGAUUGCCGACCGUUCGCAGCGCCUGGAGGAGUCCGAGAGCCUGUAUCAGUUCCUGGUGCGCCUGCGUGAUCUGCUGCUGUGGGCAGCCGACAUGCGCAUGCAGAUCUCCAGUGACGAACAGCCAAAGGAUCUGGUGGUUGCUGAGAACCUGAUCAAUCAGCACAAACAGCGCAAGGCCGAGAUCAGCGCCAGGGCGGACAACUUUGAACGUGCCCAGGAGCUGGGUAGAGAGAUGGUGAAGCGUCAGCACUAUGCCAGGCAGCAGGUCAGCGAUCGUCUAGCACUGCUGGAGGGUCAGUUGGAUGCACUGAACCAAGACUGGGAGGAGCAUGAGAAAGAGCUCCAUCUGUUCCACACAACACACAAGUUCUCCCGGGAUGCCGGCACAGCCGAGUCCUGGCUGGCUGCCAACGAAGGGUUCUUGGCCAUGCCCGACGUUGGGGAUUCUCUCGACUCGGCCGAAGCAUGGCUAAAGAAGAUGGAAGAUUUUGAGAAGACCAUGGCGUCGCAGGAGCAGCGCUUCCGAAGCCUGGACAAGUCAACGUCGUUUGAAGACCACCAGAAGAGCACCGAAAAGCGCUUGUCGCUGGGCAACAUGCGCGACGGUCACAGCCGUGCUCCACUCGCCCAUCGGCGCAGCUUCACCGACAUCUUUGCCGACAUUCCCCUCACCGAGCAAGCCGUGGAGGAAGAAGAGGAAAGGCAGCGCAUGGCAGCCGAAGCUGCCGAACGUGCGGCCAUUGCCGAAGAGGAGCGCAAGGCCGAGCUCGAGGAACGUCGUGCUCAGCAAGCUGCAGGGCUGGACACCCUUGCCGAGGAAGAACCACCCAGUGAAGCAGCGACGACGAUGCAGGAAGAACCCAUCACUGAGCUACCUGCCGUCACCCCAACUACCGCAGAAGACACUGCACAUGUUGAGGAUACUGCAGCACCCGCCGCCAGCGAACCAACAUCACCGGUACCGCCUCCCUCAACGGAGGUCGACACCAAACCGAUCGAGGACAACGCAGCAGCAGCGCCAGAUGAUACUCGUGCUGCAGAACCGACAACGCCCACUAAGCCAGCUGGAGAGGUGUCACACACCACACCAGCUACAGCGGUUUCUAGUCCAGUGACUAUUCAAGUUCCGGAUGAUUCCGCCGCUACUUCGCCCAACAAACCCCAGCAAGAACCGGAGCAGGCACAAUCUACUUCAGAAAGUGCACCUGUAGUUGCUGACACGUCGUCUUCAUCUCCAGCUGCUGAAGCUGCACCAGCUGCAACAGCAGCAGCCAGUGAGGGGACAUCAGAAGUGCCUGCUGCAGCCGCAGAGGACGCCAAGCCUGACGACACAGCGACACCAGCAACACCAGCAGCAGCUCCUGCCCCUGCUGCCAGCGAACCAGCAGCUCCUGCCCCUGCUGCCAGCGAACCAGCAGCUGAUCCUGCAGCAGAGACUGCUUCGGAACAGGCCACAUCCAGCGAAGCGCCAUCAGCGACAGCAUCUGCAGCAGAGUCUACUCCAGCGUCACCUGCGUCAACGAUGGGACGCAAAUCAUCAGUUGUGGACAUCACCUCCUUGUUGAAGGCCAACUUACCACGCAAGUGGGAGAUGGUGGCGAAUGGAAAGCGCUCCUCCAGUCGUACGUGGAAGACACACUACACUGUGCUGCGUGGUGCACAGCUGACGUUCCACAAAGAUGCGCGCGAUGCACAGCGUGGUGAAGAGUCGACUGCUUCGGUUGUCCUCAUCGGCGGAACAGCCUCUGCAGCCACCGACUACGCUAAGCGAAAGAAUGUCAUCCGUGUCAGGACAAGCGGCGGAGGAGAGUAUCUAUUCGAGACCAAGGACGCGGAGGAGAUGACAGAAUGGAUCGAGGGCAUCAACCAAGCCAGUCUCGUUGACACACAGUUGGCAGCGGUUGCUCAGCCUGGUCCGCCGACAGCAGGAGACGAAUCCGGCCCAGCAUCGCCACCACCCGGUGAGGAAUUUAAGAAGAGAGACACCAAGCGCCGCAGUCUGUUCCGCAAGAAGUAAACCUGGACAUGUCGCCUUUCCAGUAAUACUGAGCCCUGAACGAAUACUAUUUUUUUGAUCUUGUCAACCGCCACAUGCUGGAUUUUUGCUUCAACUUCAUUUCCUUUACGUUGCAGUCAUUGAUUUCAUGAAAUUCGAUCUAAAUUCGUUUACUUUUGACAAAUCUAUUUUAGAGAAUUUAUCUAUAAAAUAGUGUUGCCUGGCUGAGUUUUUUGUUUGUCUAGCUGGCCUUCCAAGUUAUCAAACAUUUUCUGUUGCCAGAUCUGUUUCCUUGUUAAAAAAUGACAUUUUGAUUUACUCGAAAGCGACCGAAAAUUUUUAAAAGGUUUUUUUAUCUAG
Messenger RNA from Sycon ciliatum, 8153 nucleotides. RefSeq names its product spectrin beta chain, non-erythrocytic 1-like. NCBI's taxonomy places the organism in Eukaryota, Metazoa, Porifera, Calcarea, Leucosolenida, Sycettidae. Gene Ontology annotation, cellular component: plasma membrane; cortical actin cytoskeleton; cell junction. The record is from RefSeq and is a predicted model, not a curated record. Bases 171 to 7814 code for a protein of 2547 amino acids. The transcript is spliced from 57 exons. Gene Ontology annotation, molecular function: phospholipid binding; actin filament binding. Gene Ontology annotation, biological process: actin cytoskeleton organization.